AUGAAGAUUUGCCUCGUCAACUCUUCCUACCAGGGUACCAACUCUCCCUUCGAAAAGUAUGACAAACUGCCGGAUCACAGUCGAUACAUUCCCAAGUCCAGACAUGAGUUCGUCACUCGCUGGGUGACCAAGACCAAUGCUAAGGCCGAAAUCGACGAGAUCUGCAAAGAGCCCUUUGACAUGUUCUUGAACUACAUGUGGGGGAUCGAAUCUGAUGUUGUAGCUGGUGUCGAAGCGACGAAGUAUUUGGAGUCAAAAGGCGUUCCAGUCCUGAUGAACCCGUCAUGGUUCCUUGUCAAAGACAAGCUCGACCUACAGCACGCUGCGAUGAAGGUGGGAUUUAGCAUCCCGCGCGAUACUCCAGGCCGCUAUCCCAAAAUCGUGAAAUAUGCGGACGGUUGUGGCUCGCUGAAGCUCGACUACAACUCCAUCUGCCACACUCAGGACGAGGUCCAGAAGCGCAUUGCUUAUCUGAAGGGGGACAACAAGACCUUCGAUGUUAUGGUGCAGGACUACAUCAUUGGUACUGAGUGCUCGGCUAUGGUCAUCGAAAUGGGUGAUACCGUGGCAGGGCUCAACCCCUUGCGCUACGUGUUUCCCACCGAUAUGUCCCCGGAAAAAGAAUUUCUGACCUGGCAUAACAAAUUCGAGGCUUGCGAAAAUGGCACGAUCCAAUACGCACUCGUCGAAGGCGAAGAUGCUGAAAACCUUAAGAAUGGUGCUAUCGACGCUUUCAAGGCCCUUGGUCUGAUUCGUGGAGGCUGCUGGGCUCGCGUGGACAUGCGCCUCGAGAGAGACACGGGUGACGUGUAUGUUAUCGAGGUCAACAGUCUUCCGGUCGUCUUCUACCCUGUAGGCAACAAACUGAGCGAUGAUCUCGUGAUUGAACACACAUUCCCCGGUGGCCACGGCGCUCUCAUGGACGUGAUGCUCGCCACCAAAGUCUUGCAGCAGCGCAAGAAUCAGGCGCAAUGCCAGAGAGCUACUGCUCUUUUCGAUAGAAUGGCGCCCGGAUACAACGAUGUGUGGCAAAAGACUGGUCUGCGGGAGUUCCAGAUCUUAUUCGCCGCCCACUAUGAUUUUUCUGGCUCAGUUCUCGACCUGGGUUGUGGCACCGGGGCCUUCGGCAAAAUUCUCGAUGAGCAGGGUAUUCGUCCCAAGAUACACGGCAUCGACAUUUCCCCAGGCAUGCUAAAGCAGCCGUGGGUGAAGCAAUACUACCAACAGCCAGUGCGAAUUGGGCCGCUGGAGGAGCUCGUCAAGCCCCAGACUGCCGAUGAAGUCGAUCACAUCGUCUGCUUCGGCGUUCUCAACUUCCUCGACCCGAUCUUCUUCAAAGCCGUCUUCGCGAAAAUGUUCAUGCUCGCUCGCCGUUCGAUCACAGUCAACAUCGAUGACCUGACACCCGAUUUUGUUCGACUGAAUGCGGCUAAGCAUGGCAAGCUCUUGAGCGUGAACCACGUUAGGACGGUGCAAGACUUCGGCGUGCCUAAUGGCUGGAGGCUCGUGUACAAGAAGUGUGGGAAGAUGUUCACGUCUCCUUCCAUGGGGCCGGAUGUAUAUGGGUAUGGGAUGCGGUUUGAGCGGGUGUAG
Molecule: messenger RNA, 1593 nt
Organism: Zasmidium cellare ATCC 36951
Lineage: Eukaryota; Fungi; Ascomycota; Dothideomycetes; Mycosphaerellales; Mycosphaerellaceae
Exons: 4
Coding region: 1-1593 (530 amino acids)
Biological process (GO): peptidoglycan biosynthetic process
Molecular function (GO): D-alanine-D-alanine ligase activity
Source: RefSeq, a predicted model, not a curated record